Dermacentor silvarum is the source of this 2668-nucleotide messenger RNA. RefSeq names its product DNA replication complex GINS protein PSF2 (gene Psf2). Gene Ontology annotation, cellular component: GINS complex; nucleus. Bases 124 to 648 code for a protein of 174 amino acids. The transcript is spliced from 2 exons. NCBI's taxonomy places the organism in Eukaryota, Metazoa, Arthropoda, Arachnida, Ixodida, Ixodidae. The record is from RefSeq and is a predicted model, not a curated record. Gene Ontology annotation, biological process: DNA replication; double-strand break repair via break-induced replication.
GUCUGGAGUUCAGUAGGUCGUGCUAAGUGGUCGUGCUUUGCAUAUACGAGCGAACCUACAAGUUCUGGCGUUUACGCGGCUAGUUUAACCACCGUGUUCAUCUCGAGCCCACUGAGCUAAGCCAUGGAGUGUGCCGACGCCGAGUUCCUCGCGGAGAAAACACUGGUUAGCAUUAUUCCCACAUUCAGUGCGGAGAAACUCUACCUAAUCACCGGUGACGUCGGUCCAUUCGCAGCGGGCACUCCGCUCAGCGUUCCCCUUUGGAUGGCCCUAAACUUAAAGCAGAGACAGCAGUGUCGAAUUUUGCCGCCGGCCUGGCUUUGCAAGGAGUUUCUCGAGGAUAAGAAGCAGGACGAGAUGGACUCGACGGUCUUCACCGAAAUGCCGUGCGAACACUAUUUGGAGGUGACGCAGAUGCUGUUCGAUGUCGCCGCCGCUGACAUUCCUGACGCCAGCGAAGUGCGGACGCUGGUGAAGGACAUCUGGGACAUCCGACAGGCCAAGCUGCGCAGCUCGGUGGACGCUUUCGUCAAGAGUGACGAGGUGCACGCUCGGGUCGAUCACCUGACCCUGAUGGAGAUCGUCACCGUCCGCCGCCUCUUCUGCGGUGCUCUCAAUCACCUGAACAAGCUGCGCCAGCAUUCUUAAGAUACCAAAAUACCGUAGACCAGGGGUCUCGACAGUACAAUCCGCAGGCCGGAUCCGGCAAGCGUGGGCCUUUUGACUGGCCCGUGGCAGGUGGCGGUCCAUCCAAUGACAGCCAGCCCAGAGGCUGGCCACUUUCCCCUGCAAAGCCACUGCCUGAGAAAGAGGCUUUCCCUAAAAAAAAUUGUGCUAUUCCGCUUCUUUCUGGGAGCCAGCUUCACUGCAGUUACAUAAUCACGUCACAAUGCCAUGUCGUCCGAGCCAGCACCGACGAAUCAAGAGCCUUACGCGACCAUCAUGCGAAGACCGCUUGAUGCUCCGCUUAGCCAGUCAGUAGAGGCGCCCAAGCUUUCACGACAACAUGGCUGUAAAGUGGCCUAAUAUAAAUCGCUAUCGUAGAGGCGUAAAACUGUUACAUGCUACAUCCCAUCAUCAGUCAUGGCGCUCUUUAGCCACACCUUGCGCCACAAAAUACCACAUAUCAUCAUGAUGCACGGGCCCAGAGAGCUCUCGCCAGCUUUUUGCCCAUGAAACUACAGCAUGUAAAUAGCUGGAGAUAGUAUAAAGUUACUUUCUUUAGUUCACAAUACAAAACGUACAGUGGACGACACCUUGUCCCAGAGCUUGUAGUGGGGCAAACUGUAAUCUUUCGCAAUUGAUGGGGGAAAGGCAUGUCCGGUGCUAAAAAGAUUUGUAGGGCUAAUAAUAAAAGCUGCUCAAGUUGUCAGGUUAUCAAAGCCUAUGUUCUUGCACUGCAUGAUUCACCAGCAGGUUCUCUGUGGGAAAUCCGUGGACAUGUCCUUUUUCUUUCAGCUGUCACAUAAAUUGAAUCACCCCCAGUUCUGUGAAUUUUUGAAGGAGACUGAAUCAAAGUUCCCAGACCUGAUGCAAUAGGUGGCAGUUGGACGGCUAAUCUGCGGAAACAUCUUUUCUCGUUUCUUUAACUUUAAAAAUAAAAUAUGAGUUCCUUGCGCAGAAAGAUCGCCCCAAGCCAGUAGUACUGUUCAUUAACGAGUGAUUGGAAAGUGGCCUUUUGCAUCGGCUUAACCAACCACAUGAAUAACCUAAUGUGAAGCUACAAGGAGAGUCGCACCUUAUUCAUGACCUGCACAUGAACGUGUAGGCUUCAGGGCAAAACUACAGGUGUAAACCAGAUGCAAAAUUGAAAGUGGAAGUAUUUCUACUGCUGUUCGCAGAUUAGGGCGCAUACUAAGCAUUUAUUUCCCUAUUUCUGACGAAUUCUCACCAAUCUGCGCAGGCAACUUUGCGGGCAUUUCUCUGGCCUUGAUGCCAGGAAGCAGGAAAGUUCUAAAAUUUAUUUAGCUAUGAUGUGGAUACACUGCCAUGUUCCCUUCAGCUGUGUGCUUGUACUAAGAAAAAAAUUGAAUUUCUAUAUUUUACUAGGCUUUGAGCAGUUCCCAAAUUUGAAGCAAUUAGCCCACUGGUGCACGUCAAUUUUUUUACACUACCUAUCUUCGUAAGCAAACUCUCCAGAAUGAAAAAUGGUAAGUCGAGAGACAGGGCUAACUUAUCUGAUGAAAACCUCAGUUCUCUACUUAUUAUUGCCUCCAUCAGGCUUACCACCAUAUUUCACUGCAAUAAAAAGUCAGAGCAUCAGGUCCACCACAUAGUUAGUCCCUGUCGUACGUCUUGGCAAUGGGACGCAUGUUCCAUGCAUUCAACCAUACUACAUUUUGCUUAGCGCACUGUGUGGCAUUUUGCUAUUGUGUAUGCUUUCUCGUGGGUAUAUAUAUGUUAAUAUUGUAAAUAUGUGAAUAUACUAAUAUAAAUAUGUGAAUAUUUUCUUUUAUCUUAAACUUCUGGUGAUAAUUCUACUCCACAUGUAUUUGUUGAAGUGAUUAUCAGCUUUGAUGUUUAUUAAUCAGCUACUUCUGUAAUAAUAUACAGCAAUUUGUAUUUAUUAUGAUUGGUGCCAUUCUGAUAGUCUUACAUGCUGUAGGUUGUAGUCAGCAACCACCUUCAUUCUUAGUCAAAAAAUGAAAGCAGUUGCAAUUAUGUUAAA